Molecule: messenger RNA, 2122 nt
Organism: Prorocentrum cordatum
Lineage: Eukaryota; Dinophyceae; Prorocentrales; Prorocentraceae
Source: the annotation of a GenBank genome assembly
UGGCUCGAGCGAAGGCUCCCUUCAGCUUGAUCGGGCGGCGUAGCAGACCCCUCUAUCCGCCGGUAGCGUAACUACAGUGCUCUGCGGUCACGCCGCGGGCGGCUGAGCCGCCCGCGGACGGCCUCGGCCCGCCCCCCCCCCUCCGCGAUUCCAUGUCCGCGGCCUCUCGGCCGCGGCGCCGCGCGGCGGCCCCCCUCGCCGCCGCCUGCCGCUGCCUCCUGCUCGCGGCGCCGGCGAGCGCGGUGCACCAGCCGUCACCCGCUGGAGGCCUCGAGCUCGGGCAGUUCCGGGGCUCCGCCCUCUCGAGGCAGCUGUUUGCUCGCGCCGUGGCCGAAGAUGCUACGGCGCUGAGCGGAGAUGAGAAGUUGCUGGAGCCCAUGGACAACGACACAGUCACGGCUGACUACUGGAGUAAGGUGGACCGCGCCAUCUUGAACGCAAGCACUCAGUUGGCGCCGGCGGCGACCGCACAAGAUUCGUUAGCCGCUGCCCCCGCCGAAAAGUACGAGGAGGUGGUGGUGUUUCAUCCGUCCGUGCAUUCCACCUAUCAGAACGUAGAUAUUCCCGACAAGCUUCCCAAGGAAGGACAGUCUUCUUAUGACUGGAGCAGCCCGCUGCCAGCCUUCAGGACGCACUUAGGGUCAAUGAAUAACGACACUGGCGACUUGCGGGAGCUUGUGCUGGAGCCCUAUAAUAUGCAGUUGGGCGCCGCCGUCAUAAAUUCGAUCUCUCGCAAGAAUCCAGCCACACCUCCACCAUCCCAGUUGGCUGUGAAUGAGGCGUACACGGCGCAGUGCCCCAUGGUGAUGUUUGGAAAAAGUUUGUACGUUGCUGCCCCAGAUUGCAGCGACGACCUCAGCACCAGCAUGGGCACAUGGCAAGAUCAGGCGAAGAGCAGGACGAUCAUGCGUUGGCAGGGCAAUGGCGCUGGAGGCGUCCGCUUCAAUGUGGACUCGAAAGUAAGUGGUGACGGCUCUGUGCGCUUCGCCGAAAUUAGCGAACUCAUGACUCUGAACAAGUACUUGUUCUCUCUCACGAAUUGCCUGGGUACACCGAGCUUCAUGGUCGAGGAGUCGAUCAUCAAGGCCGAUAAGUUCGGCCGAGGCGCUACCACUGCAGCGGACCACGACCUUUCUGUCACCACACAGGCCUUUUUCUAUAAGUACAGCAUAAAGAACCCGAGUACUGGCGAGACGGUUGCAGAGACGAGCUUGUACCGGGCUGAUACGCACCAGGUCAACAUCACCGUCGUUCAAGAAGGCUCUCUGGAAGGAUCGGCGUCAGCAGUCGCGACGCGUGCAGGUGCUUGGGGAGUGACUGGGUGUUCCAAGCUUGCGAAAGGGUGGGACAUAUCUUUCCCCACAUCGGCGGCGGCUUUCGACACAGUGGCCACCGUCCAUGACCUGCGCGUCGCUUCUGCGGUGGUGGUCACGCUCAUGGCGUUUCGCGAUCAGGCCAUCGCGUCCGACGGACUUCAGCGGCUUGGCCAGGUGAGCAUGUUGACUUACAUAGUCAAGAGCGUCGUUAUGAUCUUCUUUGGUAUUCUCAUGCUCUACGUUCUCUGGGAGUACUGCCACAGCCGCGGAGUGGACAAGAAGCUGCGACGGGUCUUCUUCAAGCUCGAGGCCACACUCUUGCCACAAAGGCCCGUCGCAAGAGAGUGGGAUCUGCCGAUCAAGGCGACCUGGUGAUGAAACCGACAACCUGAAAGUGCCGCGUGACGGGAAGCGUGCAAGCCGAGCCAUUUCGAUGUGAAUUGGGGUACGUCUCAUUGCCGCCCAACAUUUCGGAUGCUAUCCACGCUUUGCGGUACCACGUCCAGACAGUUGGGGUUUCACAGAGCAGCCGAAGCUAAUUCGGCUCUCGUGGACCGACGAGAGGCCGCAUUGAGGCCGUCCUGGGCCCGUUUGGCUCUCUGGGGGCUUUUAUUCUUCUGAGCCUUCGCAGCUGUUUGGUAGCGUCCCCGCGGGAGUCUUUGGACAACCUUGAGCAGCCUAGACGCUGAGGCACGUUCUCCGAAGUUGGUAAUCCUUUGAGCUGUGGGCCCAGGUAGUAAACUGUAGAAGGGGCCUGGACUGUAGAGAGACAUGUUUUGUAGGCAGAGUGAGGAAGAAUAGUCCAA